This is a messenger RNA of Ruditapes philippinarum (Manila clam), 465 nucleotides long. RefSeq lists its product as uncharacterized. The transcript is spliced from 4 exons. Bases 1 to 465 code for a protein of 154 amino acids. NCBI's taxonomy places the organism in Eukaryota, Metazoa, Mollusca, Bivalvia, Venerida, Veneridae. The record is from RefSeq and is a predicted model, not a curated record.
AUGGGUCUGGCAGUUGACGUUGGUAAACUUUCGCUUGUCGCAAAACCAAUAUUUACUGUAGAAAUGACUACACCAGCCAUGACGAAGAAGGGAUUACUGAAUUUUGGUAUUUGGAUAUUUUACGUGCACAAAAGCUUUUGUCUUAAUGAUACAGAAUAUGAGUUUUACAUGAUAAGCAAUCUUGUCAAAGAUGUUGGAAAGAGGAUACAAUCUUUGAGGGAAAAUGUCAAAGAAUUAGUUGAAGCAAAGUGUCCGACAUUGACAUGUCCUGACAGCUCAUGUGACGAUGACUGGGUAUCUUACAACGGGUCUUGCUCCUUGUUUGAGGCUACUCAGACACGCAAUUUUGAAGAUGCAAGAAUAUUCUGUAAGCAAAAGGCAUCUGUCAUUUUGUAUGUACAAGAUGAAGCGGAAAAUUCCUUUAUCGUUAGAACUCUUAGCUAUUUCUUUUCCAUAGAAAAAUAA